CUUCCUGUUCUCCACCAUGGCGGAUCAAGGUGAGAAGGAGAACCCCAUGCGGGAACUUCGCAUCCACAAGCUCUGCCUCAACAUCUGUGUGGGGGAGAGUGGAGACAGACUGACCCGGGCAGCCAAGGUGCUGGAGCAGCUCACAGGCCAGACCCCCAUGUUCUCCAAAGCUAGAUACAUGGUUAGAUCCUUUGGUAUCAGGAGAAAUGAAAAGAUUGCUGUCCAUUGCACAGUCCGUGGGGCCAAGGCAGAAGAAAUCCUGGAGAAAGGUCUAAAGGUUCGAGAGUAUGAGUUAAGAAAAAAUAACUUCUCUGAUACUGGAAACUUCGGCUUUGGGAUCCAGGAGCACAUCGAUCUUGGUAUCAAGUAUGACCCAAGCAUUGGGAUCUACGGCCUGGACUUCUAUGUGGUGCUGGGUAGGCCAGGUUUCAGCAUCGCAGAAAAGCGCAGGACAGGCUGCAUUGGGGCCAAACACAGAAUCAGCAAAGAGGAGGCCAUGCGCUGGUUCCAGCAGAAGUAUGAUGGGAUCAUCCUUCCUGGCAAAUAAA
Lutra lutra (Eurasian river otter) is the source of this 548-nucleotide messenger RNA. Its product is annotated as 60S ribosomal protein L11-like. Gene Ontology annotation, biological process: translation. NCBI's taxonomy places the organism in Eukaryota, Metazoa, Chordata, Mammalia, Carnivora, Mustelidae. Gene Ontology annotation, molecular function: structural constituent of ribosome; RNA binding. The record is from RefSeq and is a predicted model, not a curated record. Gene Ontology annotation, cellular component: cytosolic large ribosomal subunit; ribosome.